AUGCCUCGAAUAUGGAUGGACUACUGUACAGUGAUGACGAAGAGGCGGGUGAUUACGGAUUGCCGUCGGGUUUUUGAUAGGGCUCUGCGAGCAUUACCAGUAACACAACACUUACGAAUUUGGCCCCUCUAUAUCAAGUUUGUUACCAGUCAUGACAUUCCAGAGACAUGCAUUAGAGUUUACAGAAGGUAUCUGAAAUUAAAUCCGCGCGGUCGGGAAGACUUUGUGGAGUAUCUGAUCAAGAUUGAUCAACUCGAUGAAGCAGCUCGCCAGCUGGUUACCCUCGUAAAUGAGGACAUGCCCGUAUCAGACAAGGGAAAGACGGUCCAUCAGCUCUGGGCAGAACUUUGCGAACUGAUAUCAAAAAAUCCAAAGAAGGUCCACUCGUUAGAUGUGAACGUGAUUAUGAGGCAGGGCAUUCAGAAGUAUUCCGAUCAGGUGGGCGUGCUUUGGUGUUCGUUUGCUGAAUACUACAUCCGAGCUGGACAGUUUGAAAGAAAUGCUCUGAUCUCUGUAAAGACUGUGCGUGAUUUCACCCAAAUUUUCGAUGCCUAUGCCGCUUUUGAAGAGCGGAAUACAGCAGCACGAAUGGACAAUUUGGCUGAGCCACCGAACGAGGAGGAUGAACUCGAACUCGAAUGGCUUUUUGCGAGAUUUGAACAUCUUAUGGCUCGUCGACCGUUGUUGCUGAACAGUGUGUUGCUUCGACAAAAUCCUCAUAAUGU
Messenger RNA from Cooperia oncophora, 725 nucleotides. Lineage: Eukaryota; Metazoa; Nematoda; Chromadorea; Rhabditida; Trichostrongylidae. The record is from the annotation of a GenBank genome assembly.